AUGACGACCUCGCUCUUUAUCUCGCUGCUCACCCUCUCUACCCUUCCAUCCCUCUCCCUCGCCGCGCGCCCCAAAGAUGCGAUCCUUCUCUCCGAGGUGCAAUCCCUAACCCUCCGCUCCCCAGCAAAGACAACCUCCCGCCGCCUCCCGCCCGUCCCACAACUCACCUGCCGCUCCCCCCGCCCAAUUUGCAACCUAGCAAACAUCCGCACCAUGCGCUGCACCAACCAGGGCUCGUCGUACACGGCCCAGGACAUCGAGUGGGCGUGCACGGCGACGCUGCCCUCCACGCUCCGCCUGGACCGCACCGAGGUUAUCUGCGAGGGCUACGCCUCCGCCGACGACGCCUACGUUCUCCGGGGCAGCUGCGGGGUCGAGUAUACGCUCCGGCUCACCGAGGAAGGGAGGGAGAGGUACCCUGAGCUGGUGCAUAAUGAUGAUGGAAAGAGUAGAGCGGAAAAAUGGGCUGGGCGGCUGUUCAUGGGGUUGUUCGUCGCUGUGGCGGGGUGGAUUGUGUGGUCUGCAUGGACGAGGGCUGCUGAGAACAGGCGGUUGGGAGGUGGUGGGAAUGGGAAUGGUAACACCUGGAGGGGAGGGGGUGGUGGUGGAGGGGGAGGAGGGGGCGGUAAUGAUGGAUGGAAUGAUCCGCCGCCGCCGUACCCGGGGACGAAGCCAUCGUCGAGUCAGCAGGGGUGGAGGCCUGGGUUCUGGUCCGGUUUGGCAAGUGGUGCGGCGGCUGGGUAUAUGGCUGGCAACCGGGGACAGAGGAAUGAUGAGCGGAUGAACUACGGCCGGGGCGGCGGACUGUGGGGGAACAAUGGCGCCGGUUCUGGGAGCUGGGGUUCGAGCUCCAGCUCUAGCUCUGGUUCUGGCUGGGGUGGUCGACGGUCGGGAUCGAGCGGUUCCAGUUCACGGCACGAAAGCACGGGGUACGGAUCGACCAGCCGCCGUUGA
Molecule: messenger RNA, 954 nt
Organism: Parathielavia appendiculata
Lineage: Eukaryota; Fungi; Ascomycota; Sordariomycetes; Sordariales; Chaetomiaceae
Product: DUF1183-domain-containing protein
Exons: 3
Coding region: 1-954 (317 amino acids)
Biological process (GO): regulation of store-operated calcium entry
Cellular component (GO): endoplasmic reticulum membrane
Source: RefSeq, a predicted model, not a curated record